GUGGAUCAAUGUGUUUGAUUGGAUAUGAAUGAUGAAUGUGUUCAGAGAUUCCAGCUGAUUGUGUUCAUGAUGGAUCUGAAUCUUCUCACGCUCGUCAAAGUUUCACUCGUCGCGAUCUUCGGUCAUGUGUGUAUUUGACCUCUGAGGUGUGACUGAGGGUCUGACCCAUGUCAGGAAUGCAGUUAACAGUGCUUUCUCAUUUAGCCCGGCUCCCAGAGAACAGAUAUACAUACAUUGAACGCACUGAUGACGAGAGGUUUAUCAGCUACAGACAGCGAUGAGUUUACGUUCACACAGCGACCGCAACUCCAGUGCAACCACACCGUUCUGCAGCAGGAGAUGGAGAAGUGUGGAGAACGAUUCACGAGAGACAUGGAGCUCGUUCAUCCUCACGACAGAUGCAACCUCACACUCUUCAUAGGAGAGUAUCACGUGUUCUCCUUCUGUACGGAGAUGAACACCGAACGCAUCGGCUGCUUCUGGCCGAACCCUCUGGUGGAGCGUUUCAUCAUCCACAUCCACAAACACUUCUUCUCCAACUGUACACUGGAGCGCGUCAUUUACGUCGACCCACCCGACAACAUGCUCACCCUCCUCAUCCUCAUCCCUGUCUUCCUCACACUGGCCAUGGUGGUGCUCGUCGUCUGGUGCAGCAAAAGAGGCGACUUUCUGGCCUGAAGUCUGAAUGACUGAAAAACUCUUUCUGUUCAAACCGAUAACCGAAGUUCUAAUCAAUAAAUCUGUGGAAGUUUUGGCUGUUGAGCUCUUUAAUGGACCAGUGAAGAUCUUCAUCAAACUGAAGAUUCUUGACGAUACAGGAACAUUAAAUGUGCAACUGUCAGUGCAUCUACUGUAGAAGAUCCUUCAUGUUGUACUUUACGUCAAACGCUUCAGUUCUGCAUCGUGUGUUUCUGUGGAGCGUUUCAAUCAUUUGCGUUCAACUCGCUGUGUCGUUUCUGUGGCUCAUUGAAACUGAACUGCAGCAGCUCAAACCAAUAAUUCCUGUUUAAUCGUUAAUACACAAGUGUGAAUAUUCAUCAGGAUCUCGGGACUCUUUUGAGAUUAAUUGGAGAUUUCUGAAGUGGCAUUUUGGUAUUAUGGAUGUAUUGACCUGUGUACUGUACAGCAAUUAUUUAAUGUUUUAAUUAAAUAACUUAGAAAUAGACUAUUUGUCAAGUACACAUACACACACACACACACACACACACACACACACACACACACACUGUAGUGUUGUUAUUUGUUGAGUUUCAUCAUAAACAAUCAUGUGUAAACUGCUUUACAGAAAGUGACAUUAUUUUAUCAUUGUAGAUAAAGCGUUUGUCUGUCUGUUGAGCCAUCAGAGAUAAUGAUGCUUUAAUAAGUAAAUGUAUGAACUCAAACAUUGAGCUUUUGUGAUCUGAAAAUGUACUGUAUAGUAACUGUAAAUCAUAUAUAACCCUAAAUGACUUCAUAUUAAAAAAAUAUAUAUAGCCACAAGCAGAAUUAUCAGGGUCUAAGCAGUUUGGUAAAGUGGAGAAAAUCACCAUGAUUGCCAAAAUACUUUGUUGGUAUCCAGCCAACCACUGAGGUGACUGUGGCUCAGGUGGUAGAGCAGGUUGGCCCCUAAUCACAGGGUUGGCAGUUUGUUUCCCGUCCCACAUGACUCCACAUGCCAAACUGUCCUUGGGCAAGACACUGAACCCCAAGUUGCUCCCAAUGGCAGUCUGCCAUCAUUGCUGUGGGUGAUUGAGUCACAGUGUAAAGCACUUUGAAAACUGCUAAGGUUAAAAAAGCACUAUAUAAGUGCAGACCAUGUAAGAGUUUUCUGAAAAACAUAGACCAUUGGUUCGAUUCGCACAAAACUUUGCAUUUAUAAUCUAGAGACCCUUGUGACAAAAAGUUAUGAAAGGAAUUUUGAUUCAUCAAAAUCUUUUAGAAGAUUUAAGCCAAUUAAUAAUUUUUUGGCCAUGGCCCAAUUUACUUAUCAAUAUAUAACUUCUGAACUAUUUUUCUAACUCUUUGCCAUGAGGAUGAAUCAGAGGAAAAAUAAUUUUGAUUCUAGCCCAUGCUGUUGAAGAGAUAUUAGCAAAAAUGUAAAAGUGUGUGUUAUAGCGCCACCUAGGGUCGGAUGGGUGUGUGUGUGUGCGCCUAAAUGGUGGGGGGGAUUUGGGACCAUCCUACCAAAUUUGGUGUCUCUAGGACUUACAGUUUUUGCUAGGACACAAGAAGGUUCAUUUGUCUAGUCCCACAAAAUGAUGAUUUAAACAAAUAAAACACAUUAUUAAAGGAAUUAAAGUAAGUGCUUGAACAAAAAUAAGAGAUUCACAUUUGAGCUUUUCAACCCUUGAAGUGGCCCAUUUGGUUGAAUAUAUGUUCAGUAAAAAUCAACAUUAUGCCACAAAUGCUGUUGGUAGACUUUCUCUUGUACUCCGGAACAUUCCUUUAACAUGGAGUAGAUCCUACUCGAGUUACUGCAAAACAAACGUCUCUAUAUUCUGAUGUACUGUAAUUGAUUCAAUGCAAUGGAAUAUGUGCAAACUCAAUAAUGAGUGAAUGCAUUUAUUUCACAUGUGUUUGUUUCCAGCACACAUUGUUUCAGGCUGGUGGUAUUAUUUAUAUGAAAAGGAAAAGCCGUGUAUUGUAUGCGACUUAAAGACACAAACAAAAGUAGUCGCUCUCAAACGUCUAGCCAGGUAUUCUGAAGAACGGCUCUCACACUGCAGGAAGGAUAUUAAAGUCUUUCCCAGUGCAGCCCAUGAAUGACAGGAAACACGCUGGUUAUGACUUCACCAAAAGAGCUGCAGGAACCGUGCAUUUAAAGUCUAAGCCUUCAGUGUGAUUCAUGCCAUAAAGAAAACAGUUUCACAAUGAAUAAGACACCCUAUGCCUUUAGGCAUCAUACAUUAUGUCGCAGCUAACUAAUAAUACCAAUUGAAUACCAACUGGGUGUGAUACAUUUUAUUGUUGGAGCAACAUAAUCUGUAUGAAAAUAACAGAAGGUUGUUUUGAUUAAAAUUCAUUUGAUUAAUCCACACUUGAGGGCAAAA
This is a messenger RNA of Myxocyprinus asiaticus (Chinese sucker), 3029 nucleotides long. RefSeq names its product receptor activity-modifying protein 3-like. Lineage: Eukaryota; Metazoa; Chordata; Actinopteri; Cypriniformes; Catostomidae. The record is from RefSeq and is a predicted model, not a curated record. The transcript has 5 exons. Gene Ontology annotation, biological process: cellular response to hormone stimulus; protein localization to plasma membrane; intracellular protein transport. The coding region runs from base 247 to 678 and encodes 143 amino acids. Gene Ontology annotation, cellular component: signaling receptor complex; cell surface; membrane. Gene Ontology annotation, molecular function: coreceptor activity.